Symbiodinium necroappetens is the source of this 6894-nucleotide messenger RNA. The record is from the annotation of a GenBank genome assembly. Lineage: Eukaryota; Dinophyceae; Suessiales; Symbiodiniaceae.
AUGGCGUGGUGGCGGUUUCUCCUGCUGCUUUCCUCGUCUCUGGCUUUCCGCAAGAGUGACUUCACAGAUUGGGACUGCCGGCGAGUGAAUUCAAAGCUUGUCCUGUGGAACACGCUCCGGGAAGUUGCUGUUGCAGAAGCAGAUGCCGCGGAGUCUUCUCUAUUCACUGUCCCGAACCUGGUGUCCACAGUGAGUGAUUUCGAGACAUCCACUGAAGUGUUCGAGAUGCUGUUCACUGAAUGCCCGCUGGGCACGAUCUUUCUUCUGGAGAUCGCGCUUGGCAGCUGCCUUUUGAAUCAUGGCCAGUACACCUUCGAGCCUUGCGAAGCGACCGGAGAUUUGUUGAUGGAGUUCAUGCUUCGGCGAAACGUUUCUAUGGCUAUGCUACUCACAGCAACUUGGCCCAUCAAACAGGCCCUUGACAUGCCGUUUCUGUACGAGUUCGGGGCGGACACAGCCAGCAGCUGGCACACGGUCCAGAACAGCCCGGUUUACAUCUGUGACCAGCAGGUUGCGGAUAAUGGCGAGGGUGGAUUCGAGUGGCCGCAGCUCCAAGAGCUCAUCUGGAUCGCGGUUCGAGACGAAGAGCAGGUUUUGCCAAAGGUUCGCAACUUGAUUUUCGGGAAGGAGAUACAGAACUUGGUGACCGACCAGUUGCAAGAUCCGCACCACUUCCUGCCCGACUGUUUGUCUGGAUGGAUUGCCACGCUGCUCAUCUUUGCUGGCAUCACAUGGCACAUGGAGUCUUAUGUGUACUUCUCCUACGAACAAGUGCUGAAGCGAUAUCUGGCCGCUUUGGAGUUCUGGGAGUUCUUCGGUUCGGGCUGGUUGCUUUCCGCGCUGAUGGGUCAGGUUUGCGUGAUGCAUCGCACCAUUAACGAGAUGGACUUCUCGGGUUCUGAGCUCCUCAAAGAUCCACACAUCAACUCGAUUGGCUCUCUACGCCUCAAGGCGUCGCCGAUUUUCUCCGCAACGGCCGCUGCCGUGCUGGGCGAGGGCGCGAGACCUUACAGCGUAAAUGGAGAGAGUCGGCUUCUGACGUAUGCCGUGUACGUCUGGGGCGAGGCCUUCCUGAAGUGGCUUCCGGCGUACAUCAGGCGCUUCCACAGCCUCGGAGUCUACAACCUCAUGGUUUUCGGUGACAUUGCCACGUACCAGGUUUGCUCUGCGAUCCAGAGGGCUGUUUGCCUCCAACUGGACACGAAGAACUCUCUCCACCGCUAUACGAUUCCGUUGGCUCUCAUGAACCUGGGUGUGGAUGCUUUCAUCCUCGAUUUUGAUAUCUAUCCCUUUCAGGAUCCGACGCCUGUGCUGAUUUCUGAAAUGGAGAGCUACAGUGUCGCGCCGGAGCUUCUGAUUGGUGGCUCAUUCGGCGAUGCGUGCAUUUGCAAUGCAUUGGCCUUCUACCGGAGCACGCCUUCGCUUCGCGACUUCAUCCGUGGCUUGUUGGACUGGCUGUAUGAGCAUCCCUUCCCGCAUGCUGUUUCGCAGAGGGCACUGUCUGCGUUUUUGGGGGAAGCACCCAUGCAGAAAAAGCAAAGCACGAGUCCAGUCGUCGUGAAAGCUGAGAGAUUGGCCCCUUGGCUUCCGGACCGCGCUAGCCCUGGAAUCGCUUGGGCUGUGCUGGAUCCAGGUGUACAGUUUUCCUCGUCGGCCAACCUGGAGACUUCGGGCUGGGCGGGCGAUGCAGAGGACCCAGCUUUGCAGGUCCUGCCCCGGAUUUUCCUGGUGCUUCUCCGGAGCGACGUUGUCUCCGAUUACCUGUUCCUCCGGCCGAAGGAGGACCCUUCUGGUGGAACGUGCCCGUCCGACACUAGGUCGGAAGACUUUGUGGCUCAGACAUCUGAGCAAGUUUUGGUUUCGGCCAAGGAGGCAGCGAGCCUUUGGAGAGACUGGGGUUUUCUGGUCCAGGCGCAGAACUUCGCCGACCGCGCCCUCAUCUCCUAUCAGGCCGCGGUCCCCUCGAGUGCGACCCCUGGUGGCCGAAAGUUCGUGGACUAUCGCAUGGAGCCGGCCCCUGUUUGGGAUGGUGAGAUGCCAGAGGUGAAGUACCGGGAGUACGCCCGGAAUCUUCGGCUUUGGCUGGUGGAAGCAGUGGAGCGCCUCCCCGGCGCACUGGUGGGGAAGCGCAUCAUUGAUGGGAUUCCCUUUGGGAGCAGGUUGGCGGCCCUUUUGGCUCACUUGACAGUCGAAGACAUCACGGCCGAGAAGGUCUACGAGAAGAUCGUAAGCAUCAUCGAGGACGCUCACGAUUACCUUCGCGACGCCAAGCUGGAGCAGGCCUUCGAGAUGGCGAUCUUCAAGGGUCGCCGCCGGGCUGAUCAGUCGUUGAGCGGCUUUGUGGCGACGAAGAAGGCCUCGUUCGGGGAGCUGAAGCGACAAGGCCUGGAUUUGUUGAGCAGCCCGGCGGGGAGCCACCUGUUGGGCCACUUGCUCCUCAAGCAGGGGAACUUCAGCGAAGACCAGAAGCAGAGGAUCAAGGUCCUGACCGACGGCUCCAUUGACUUUCCGAAAGUGGAGCAGGCGAUCCGGAAACUGUUUGGAGACACUGUUGACGACCCGACGGCAAUGGCUGCGGCGAGGUCCCGGUCCUUCUGGCAGGAAGGAGACGAGGCUGAAGAUGAUGACGGCGGCUACGCCGAUGGUGGCUAUGAUGCCGAGCCCUACGGCCACCAGACCUUCUACGAAGACCAGGCCUACGAUGAGGAGCCCGACUUGUUCGAGGACUUGCUGGAGGCCGACGAGGGUGGAUCCGUAUACGUAUGCAUUGAGGAGCCUUUGCCGAGCCUGAUGGAUGAGGACCAGGCCCUGCAGUACGCCGGUGACCUCCUUUCCUUUGUCUACGGCGAGACCUCAGACUGGUGGCAGCGCAAGGGCAAGGGAAAGGGCAAGAGCAAGGCCAAGGGCAAAGGCAAGGGCAAAGAGAAGGGUGCCAAGGGCAAGCACAAGGGCUUUGGAAUAUAUGGCACCCAGAUGUCAUAUCCGGAGCACCGACGAGCGCUACAGCAGGCAGGCGAGGCCUCGAUCACCGUCUCCGAGCCAGGAGAGAUUUUCCUUAGCAGUUCGAUCAAGGAGCCCCAUGCUUUUGUUGGUUUUGUUCAGAAUGACGUCAGCCUGGACCACCAGUGCCAGGUGUUCGAAAAGGAGCCCAAUGGGUUCGAACGACAAGACCGCCCUCUGCUGUCGGAGGAAUACAUGUCUGAGGUGCUCUUGAGUUACACGUUUGCUAGCAGCAAUGAUGAGUCGGAGGGUUGUGCGUUGGUUGAUACCGCAGCUCAGCAUGGACUGAUUGGAGAGCAGACUUUGCACAAGCAUGACAUGUACCUCCAGAAGCAUCACAAGUUGAGGGUGCAGAUCACAGAUGAGACUGGGGGAACUGUACCUGGAGUUUGUGGUUCUGAGCAAGUCACCAAGGUAGCGUACAUACCUAUCGGGAUUGCCGGGAGACCAGGUGUGCUUCGAGUUCAGGUUGUUCCUGGGGUGAUUCCAUGCCUGAUUCCCGCGUACCUUCUGACAGAUGCAGGGGCCAUCAUAGACAUGCCGGGGUCCUGGGUCUACUACACUCUUGUCAGUGCAGUGCAACGAAUGAGACGUCGAUCCACAGGACACAUGGAAGUGAGCUUGUGCGAGUUUGAAUCGAAAUGGGAGAUUCCGGCAACAUAUUCCUUCAUCAAGAGUGAGAUUUGGGGUGCCCCUCAGCUCCCUUCGCAUUCGCUUUCGAUUUUUGAUGGAGCGGGACAGGCUGCCGCUGCAGCUGUGGCUUUGGAGCAAAUUAUCUCGCAACCGCCAUUGCGCAGGGCCCGCAAACUAGCAGCGAGACGAGAGGCCUUGGAGCGAAGAGCACUUCUACUUCAACGCGAAGAACAAGCGCUCCUGGCCGCUACCCCGGUGGACCGUGCACCGGUGAGGGUCUUGGUGGCGAACGAGGAGCAUACCGAACAACGCCGUCCCAAGGUGGAACACCGCGGCCGCUCCAAGUACCUCACGCCGAUCCUGAGGAGUUCGCCUACCUGUCAGCAUGUGGAGACCAAGCACGGGGCGAACUCAGACUGGAGCUGGGUAAGAUGCACCAAGUGCGGGCUGACCGAGCAAGUUCCCAAGAUGAGUUUGGAGAAGAUGAAUGUGUGGAACACGGUGCUCAUCUUCCAGAAGCCCGACUACCUCACUCCCGACGAGAAGAAGAAGGAGCAGGAGGAGAAGCGCACGGCAAAGCAGAAUCCCAGGUCGGUGGCAACGACAGCGGCGCCAAGGACUCCUGCGACGAGCUCGAAUUUGCCACAUGUGAGACUUCAGGGCGUGAUGCUGGGUCCCCAGGAGAUCGGGAUUGGAACGCCAAUGUCGGUACGUUCGGGAGCAUCCGGAAUACCGGGCGAGUCGGACGUGGAGCCGAUUGGGUCGAUGACCGAGGACGAGAUGCAGCUCUGGCGCCGAGAUGCGAUGUCGGUUCCCGACCUAGAGCCUCCCUCUCUCUUCCAGCGAUGUCCUCACUGCCAGUUUGGAGGAAUCCACCUGAUGAAGAGUGUGGAGGAGAACCGCCUGAUGUGGAGGUGCAUGGGCGGCCGGCUCGACUGCCCGUACAUUUGGCGGGAGUAUGGAGACCAACUGGUGGUGGCCACGGGAGUUCGACUAUGUGUAAAGUGCCAUCGUGGCGAGCUGGAGGUGAUCACGCAUCAGAACCGACAGGCGCUCCUCUGCCCCCAGUGCAGAGAUCUGACGCUGAUGUCAGAAUGGAAGGAGGUGAUGGAGAUGCACCAGAGGCAAGGAGGCUACAACCCAGAACCGAGCCUGGAGGAAAAGCUGCGUGGCCUCGACAAGGUGCUGUCAUCGAUCAAUCCGGAAAACUCAGUGGUGUUGGAGUUCACGGGCACUUCGGUGCCAUCACAGGUACCUGUGAGAUGCCGGUGCCCCCUUGGGGCGCGGGUGGUGGCGACCUCGCCAGCUUCCGGACUCUGGAACGCGCUUCAGAUUGAUGCGACCGGCCGUGCUGAGUAUGACCUCGGUGCCCGUGCCUCCGUCUAUGUGAUCCAGGAGUUUUCUAAGGACUUUGCAACCUACCUCCAAGACCAGGAGUUUGAGCCGAUUGAAGUGACUCUGGAUCGAAGAGAGAAGAAGAAGCUGGGUGCUGCUCUGGACCAUGUUCUUGGGAGCACGGAGCAGUUGUUUGAGAUGUGCGAGGAGUAUCCGGGCAUGGAUGGUUUCGCUGGGGACAGCGGAAGUAGCUGUCAAGUCUUUGGGACUGAAGGAGAGGCCAAUCGAGACGAUGGCUCUUGUGAUCAGCCACCUCAUUCACUACAACCACUCUCGGCUACAGCCGGACUGGACCUCGAUGAGAUCCGGGCUCAGCGGAAGUAUCGAUGUCUUCCGGUGGAUUUGGAGCUGACGGUGCUCUGCAGAGAACUCAAGGAGUCUCAGGCCGAGGAGUCGUGGUUUGAUCACCAUGGACAGGCGAUGUUUGUGAGUCUUCUUCCUCGGCGAGCACUACUGCCCUCUGUGGGCCCUGGCGGUCGGACGCAACGUUGGACUGCGGUGUUGGUGAAGCCUGGAGAAUGGAAGUGGUUGGAAAUGGGUGCCAGUGGUCCAUGGCACGAGGAGGUUCGGCAACAUGGUGCGUUGGUUGUGAUUUACCGGUGGCCGGAGUACUCCGAGACCCUCGCCACCUCGUAUGAUCUCACGGACAAGGAGAAGGCCGACGUGCUUCGUUGUCACGUGAACCUCGGUCAUCCUCACCCGCGGGAGUUUGUGCGGCUCCUCAAAGCUGCCGGGUCACGGCAUGAUGUGGUUCAGUAUGUUCUGCGUGAGUUCGAGUGCCCGGGGUGUGUCAAGGAACGGAGAGCCCCAACUCGUCUUCCUGCUGCAACACCCAGGACAUACGACUUUAACGUCAUUGUGGGGGUGGACCUCCUGUUUGUGCACGGGCUUGGCCGUCGAGCAGAACAUCCAGUUCUUAACAUUACGUGCCACGGUACCUUGUACAGCACGUUUGGCCUGAUAGACCCCUUACAACGUUCUUCGCGGGUGACCUGGUUGGGUUUCACUCGUCUGUGGCUGCGAGUCUUCGGAGCCCCUCAGUACCUGAUGUUCGACGAGGGGAGAGAGUUCACUGCAGCGACCUUUCAAGAUGGACUGGAGAGACAUGGGAUCAUACCUCUGGAGGUGUCGCGCCAGGCUCCUUUUGCCAAUGGCGUGGUCGAGCGUCGUGGCGGAAUGUUCAAGGAGGUGUACUACCGCACCAAGGAGAUCGUCCAGCCGAAGGACCUGGAUGAAGUGGAGGCCAUGAUCUUUGAGGUGAGCUGGAGCCUACAGACGCUCACAAAUCGCAGCGGCUUCUCGCCGGCACAACGGGUGCUGGGAAAACAGCCGACCCUCUCCUUGGACACGUUGUCGGAUCAGAGGGAGUACCACCUUUCUACAACGCAGGAUGCUGCUUGGUCCCGAGCUCAUGAAAUCCGGACCGCGGCGAGAAAAGCUCUCAUUGAGCUUGAUGCCAAGGCUCGACUUGCGCGCGCUCGACUUGGUCGUCCUCGGCGCGAACUGGAGCGACUAAGCUUCGUGGAGGGCGAACCAGUGAUGGUAUGGCGAACUGGCCGACGAGGAUCCACGGCGAAGGUGGGCCCCUGCUACGUGAUCCUCCAUGAGGGCUCUACUGUUUGGGUCACUCGUCGUGGUGAGAUUUGGAAAUGCCACAUCACCCAAGUGUUCAAGAUGGCUGUGGCAGACCAGGAAGGCCUCGAAGCAAUCCCUGCCGAAUUGCUCGAGGCGAAGGCAAGACUUCGCUAUGACAGUGAGAAGAUGAAGUUUGUGGAUGUUGCAAAGGAAUGUGAGGACUCCUCUGGACCCCCUGAUGGCGGAAUGUCGAUGGUCCAGAUCUUCAUGGACCCCCUGAUGGACAGGUGA